AUGGGCACAUUCAGAAAAUGGACACAACACAUACACACCACAGCCAAGCAUACAUUGCAAUCCAUUCUAUUGACCGCAAUAGAAUGCUUCUUUCGUUGUCUGACAUCAGCGGCAGGAGGGGACCCCCUGGGAACCAAGGGAGACUUCUGUGGGCACAUCUGUGCCUGCAGGCACCGCGUUGGCAAUCUGCGAUCUAACUCCACAACCUCUGUGCUCUAUCCGCUCUCAACCUCCCGGUCGGUGCAGGACUACCGCACUGUUUCUAUCACUCCUGUUAUCUGUGCCUUCUUUCCCUGUUCCCCCGUCUGUACAAAGACGUGCCCUUCGCACCAAAAAGCCCUACUAACUCCUGGCACUAGGAGCCCCCAGAACCUAAAAACGUCCCUCAUCGAGGCACCACCUUUAUGCGUUGCUCUUGUUCAGUCUCCAGUUGCUCUGAUGGUUUUUGUGUAG
Molecule: messenger RNA, 453 nt
Organism: Podarcis lilfordi (Lilford's wall lizard)
Lineage: Eukaryota; Metazoa; Chordata; Lepidosauria; Squamata; Lacertidae
Source: the annotation of a GenBank genome assembly